This is a messenger RNA of Saccharomyces eubayanus, 1911 nucleotides long. RefSeq names its product allantoin permease (gene DAL4). Gene Ontology annotation, molecular function: nucleobase transmembrane transporter activity. NCBI's taxonomy places the organism in Eukaryota, Fungi, Ascomycota, Saccharomycetes, Saccharomycetales, Saccharomycetaceae. The record is from RefSeq and is a predicted model, not a curated record. Gene Ontology annotation, cellular component: plasma membrane. The transcript has a single exon. Gene Ontology annotation, biological process: nucleobase transport; transmembrane transport. The coding region runs from base 1 to 1911 and encodes 636 amino acids.
AUGGCUAGCGACGCUCUAAGUGCUAUUUUCAGCAAUCAGUCGAAAAAGAAUGUUCAGCCCAUCACAUCCAUUGUAUCAUACACUGAUAACAAUGAAAAUGAUAUAAUAGACGUCGAAAACGGGAAGUUUAGAAAGAACAAAAACGUCAGCACUAAAGUCUAUGACGACAAUUCAUCGAUAGAAGAGGACGAGAUUGACCCCUUGCCUGAGACAAAUUCCUUUUGGAGCAAGAUAUACUACGAUUACCUUGUAUUGGAUAAGACAACGUUGAACGUUUCGCUCAAGGAGUCCUUCUUAUAUAACAGAGAUUUAAAACCGGUUGAAGAAGAGAGAAGAUGCUGGUCCUGGUUCAAUUAUUUAUACUUCUGGUUGGCAGACUGUUUCAACAUCAACACAUGGCAAAUUGCAGGUACAGGUCUUCAACUAGGUCUGAAUUGGUGGCAAUGUUGGCUCACGGUUUGGAUUGGUUACACUUUCGCAGCAGUGUUUGUUGUGCUGAAUUCGAGAUUUGGUUCCGCAUACCAUUUGUCUUUCCCUAUCACUGUUAGAGCCUCGUUCGGUAUUUUCUUUUCCAUGUGGCCAAUUAUAAAUCGUGUUGUGAUGGCUAUAGUGUGGUAUGCAGUGCAAGCGUGGCUAGGUGCUACGCCUGUUGCACUGAUGUUGAAGUCUAUCUUUGGUAAGGAUCUGCAAGACAGAAUUCCAAACCAUUUUGGGUCUCCAAAUAGUACUACUUUCGAAUUCAUGUGUUUCUUCAUAUUUUGGGUGAUCAGCAUACCGUUUGUCCUAGUGGCUCCUCAUAAAAUUAGACAUUUGUUCACAGUGAAGGCGGCUCUGAUUCCCUUUGCCGCCUUUGGGUUCUUGAUUUGGGCUUUGAAGAAAUCAAAUGGUAAAAUCGAACUGGGGUCACUAAAUGAUUACUCGCCUCAUGGUUCCGAAUUUUCUUGGAUAUUCGUCAGAUCUUUGAUGGCCUGUGUCGCCAACUUUGCUGCUUUGAUUAUCAAWGCUCCUGAUUUUGGUAGAUUUGCCAAAACCCCCCAAGCAUCUCUGUGGCCGCAAUUGGUUGCAAUUCCAUUAUUUUUUGCUAUUACCUGUUUGAUCGGUAUAAUUGUCACUUCAGCAGGUUAUCACUUAUACGGAGUCAACUAUUGGUCUCCCGUGGACGUCCUUGGUCAAUUUUUGGAAACUACGUAUACAAGAGGUACUAGGGCAGGUGUGUUUUUAAUUUCUUUUGUGUUUGCCUUAGCUCAGUUGGGUACCAAUAUUUCAGCCAAUUCGUUGGCAUGUGGUGCCGAUAUGACAGCUUUGUUUCCAAGAUAUAUCAAUAUUAGAAGAGGUUCUUUAUUCUGUGUGGCAAUGGCCCUAUGUAUCUGUCCAUGGAACUUAAUGGCUACUUCAAGUAAGUUUACUAGUGCUUUGAGUGCUUAUGCAAUUUUCCUUUCUAGUAUUGCUGGUGUCAUUUGCUCGGACUAUUUUGUAGUGAGAAGAGGGUAUGUGAAACUGACACAUUUAUUCCUGGCGCAGGAAGGCUCUUACUAUAUGUUCAAUAAUAAGUACGGCUUCAAUUGGAGGGCCCUUGUUGCGUAUCUCUGCGGUAUAGCACCAAAUUUGCCUGGCUUUAUCGGUGACGUGGGCGCUCCAAAAAUUACAGUGUCACAAGGUGCAAUGAACAUAUACCACUUGGGUUAUCCAGUGGGGUUCUUCAUUAGUGCUGUGAUAUACAUCGGACUGUGUUACUUUUUCCCAGUUCCUGGUACUCCAGUAGACAAUAUUCUUACAGAUAAAGGUUGGUUUCAAAGAUGGGCUUACGUUGAGGAUUUCGAACAAGAUUGGAAGAAUGAACUGCGUAGAGCUGAUUUAUGCGAUGAUACAAUGAGUAUCUGUGAUAUAAGCGAUGAAAAGAUAGUCUACUAA